This is a messenger RNA of Botrytis byssoidea, 1416 nucleotides long. RefSeq lists its product as uncharacterized. Lineage: Eukaryota; Fungi; Ascomycota; Leotiomycetes; Helotiales; Sclerotiniaceae. The coding region runs from base 1 to 1416 and encodes 471 amino acids. The transcript has a single exon. The record is from RefSeq and is a predicted model, not a curated record. Gene Ontology annotation, molecular function: protein binding.
AUGCCUGCCCUGAUGAACGCACAACAACUCCAAAGAUCAACAUCACAAAGAUUGCCCAAAAAAGAAGAAGCACUCGCAAUCUCAAAUUUCAGUCUCGACCCCCUUCUCGACCCCAUUCUCGACCUAGAUCUCCCAUCUGAAAUCAAAGCGCAAAUUUUUAUUCACCUUGAUAUCGAAGAUGCAGGAUUUUUAAGAUUGACAUCUCGAGCUUGGGCUAUCACCGGGACCGAGAGACUGUUCCGAGAUGGUUUCAAGCUUCACCCUCAUUGUCAACCAACAGAUAUGGAUAGGCUGCGUAAAGUAUCCGAAUGCCCGCAUCUAGCUCAAACAAUCAAGUCGAUAGUCAUAUAUCUAGAUUCGAGUGAUGCGAGAAAAAUUCUUCGGAGACGAAUCGCUAAUGAAACUGGCUCCUGUGAUCCCGUUCACUUGGCAAAAGCUUUCAGCAACCUUCCUAAUUUCAAAAGCCUCACGAUCACCUCACUUAGCUAUCCGCUUUCGGAGGAAAUGUUUCAAUCAACCUCAACAUGGAUUCCUAGUUGGAACUGGACAAUCGAAGAAGAGCGAACACGAUUUAUGGCAGAUGAUCUCUCUCAAUGGUAUUACACUUCUAAUGUAGCAGCGAUCAAUGCGGCUGGUGUAGAACUUUUGUCCGUUGAAUUUGACUGCCUACCCAUGGACUGUUUAUCAUCCCAGGAAUUAGGAUCUCCUCCUUUCAUUCCCCUACAACCCUCUCUGCAUCGACUUUGUCUUUUAUCCGAGUGUUCUGGCCAUCCAUACAGAUCUCUCAGUGGUCUAGUCACCCCUCUUGAGCAAUUAUCCAUUGGAUUCUGGGACUAUGGAGUUACAUCCUGGCAGGAUUCGCUCGUCGCUCAAAGGAUCAUCGAUCUUUUGAUUUCGGCACGACGUCUUCGAAGACUAGAUUUAAUGUUCGUGAUGAAUCUCUCCACAAGCAUGACACCAGAUUUUCAAAUUGCAUGGAAAACUUCAUUCUAUAGCAUCACAAUCCCUCGUUUGGAAAGUCUUCGUCUUCAUCAAACAGAUAUUCCAGGAUCCCUUCUCAUUUCAUUUCUCGAGCGACAUGGGUCUACUCUCAAGAACUUACAUCUUAGCGGAGGAUAUGAAUGCGGACCUGGUAGCGGCUGGAAUCAUCUCACACGAUCUCAAUGGAAAGAAAUGCUUACCUCUUUGAGAGACAAUCUCUCGCUCCAAAAAUUCGAACUUCUGACGUAUGACGAUAGAAAAAAUAUAUAUGACUGGAAUUGGAAUACUGUUCCGGGUACAGACGUAACUUUUGCGAAGUUGUUGGAAAAUUAUGUGCUAAGAAAAGGUCCAUGGCCUUUCUUGAUGCCGUUGGAAAAGACGGAACAUGAUUAUUGGGGUUGGAAAGUUGAUGCGGAAGUUUGGGGAACGUCGUGA